Messenger RNA from Cinclus cinclus, 1087 nucleotides. It is a transcript of the gene MKRN2OS, whose product is annotated as MKRN2 opposite strand. The record is from RefSeq and is a predicted model, not a curated record. Lineage: Eukaryota; Metazoa; Chordata; Aves; Passeriformes; Cinclidae. The coding region runs from base 1 to 657 and encodes 218 amino acids. The transcript is spliced from 4 exons.
AUGGCGCUGCUGCGCGUGCGCCACUGCAGCGCUCUCCUGUACUGCCGGCGCGCGCCGCUGCGUUGCCCCGCGUGCGGCGGGGACCUGCGGUGCGCCGGGCUGGCCGCCGCGCCUGUCCGCCUGCGCAGCCCCUUCCGGCAUGGCCACGGGCAGCCCCGCGCCUUCCUCAUUAGGCCCAGCCACGGCACCUUCCUGGACGGCUACGACGGGCACAGCGACCUCCACGUGGGGAUCACCAAUUCCCAGGGCGUGGUGUACAACUACGACCAGGAGGGUGUGCACAGGGCUGGCACUGGCUGGGAGCAGUGCAUCAGCAUCCCCUUGGUGCAGCCGGACAUGUGGGAGCUCCUGCAGCACUGGGACAGCCUCCUGGAGGAAUUCUCCUUGGAAGAGGCCUGGCUCCCAAACAGGUAUGAGGAGCAGCAGCACAACUGCUUCACCUUUGCCUUGGCCUUUGUCAACCGCAUGCGGCAAGGCCGGGGCCAGGACCUCCUGAGCAAGGCCCAGUUCACCGAGAGCUUCCUGCUCCCCCACACCAGGGAGGCCUCCAGGUACCUCACUGUGCACCAGCAGCUGGCUCACACAGACAUCUACAUUGUGCCCUUGGCUGAGCAGGAGCAGGACAGUGUGGCUGCAAACCACAGCUUGCUGGAGUAGCAGUGGGAAAGGAAGGGUUGAGGCUCCACAGCUCAGGGUUUGAGGUCUACUGUGGGUACAAACACCAUUAACUUCACCCUGCACCUCGGGGAGGGAUCAGGAUACUGAGCUUGUGCACUCCGGUGAAGUAACACACACACCGUGUACACAUGACAGAGAAUUUCCACGGGAACCAUUCCUGUGGAAAAACGUUUUCUGAUUUAGCAUUCCCUGUGUGCUCUGUUCUUCAAAGACACUUCACUCCAGAAAUCAGAACUGCUGUGGAAUUCAGGGCUUUACAAAUGAACUGUGGGAACUUCAGCUGUAGGAAACCAAAAUGGCCUUUUCCUGUCACAUUUGUUUACCGAGUAAAGAAAAGGGAACAUAUGCUUGUGUGCUGCUGAAAUCCCAAAUCUAUGUCUUGCUGUUAAUUUGUUUUAAUUACUAAUAC